ACCCUGCAGCGUUGCAGCGCGUAUACAUAGGUAAUCCAACCGGCAAUCUCAGCCCUGCCCAGCGCUCGAAGUGGAAAUGUUCCAUUCAAUCUCCGAUCGUCCGGGCACCCCGCAGCUUUCGUUUCCCACUCCUGGCGUGCAACUCCGGCAACUCCGUCUAGCACCAAUACAUAUUUCGGCGGCUCCAAAAUUCCCCACUGGGAGAACCCGGAGCCAUGUUCGUCACUUUCGGCACGGCGACCCCCGCGCAUCGCGAUUCGGUCGGUCCUGAGGCGCAGGGCCGUGACCGGCCGAAGGCGAAGAGGGCCCAGGUGGCCCAAGCAUGCGACUGGUGCCGCGUGCAUAGGGUCAAGUGUGACAGCACGAGGCCGUGUCAUAACUGCUUACUCCGGGGUGGGGAGUGCUCCAACUCGCGGGGCCGCGAGGUGCGCACGCUCCCGCACGCUUUCCGGGAGAUUCAACGGUUGACUUCGCGGGUGCGCGAACUGGAGUUGGAAUUAGCCCGGCACAAUGCCGCGGGCUCAGACAGAGGCAACAGCGGGGACUCGGCGUCUCCUGUGGCGGCGUCUGCGUCCACUCCGCCGCCGGUAACGACACAACCGCCUAUGCCCCCCGUGCCAACGGGUCAAGAGGGUGACCCACACGGCCCAUCUGCCGAUAAGCCACCGAGGAAGUUGAAGUUGUGGGAGGGCAUCUAUGCGAGUACCACGCAGUCGUCGCCCAAACAGUGGUACGGGCCGUCGUCGCUGUUCUACUUCCUGGGGCGCAUGGAAGCAUACAUGACCCGGGCGCUGCAGCAGCCGAGCACGGAACGGACCACCUGGUUCAGCUCGGCCGCCAGCAAGUCUCUUCCCACGUCCCCUGGCGAGCACGGCCGUGAGGAAGCUACCGCCAGGCAGGCAGACGCGGCGAAUGGCGCCCGCGAAGACGACGAGCGGCAGGGCCCCGGGCGGAAGUCGAGCGCCGCACCCGGCGAGUACCUGAACGCGUCGCAGGAGGAGUACUUCCUGGGCCUGUUUUGGCAGUCGCAUCACUGCUCACUGCAAAUCGUCGACGAAGCCGCGUUCCGCGAGCACUACCGGUCGCUCUGCUUGGAUCCUCCGCCGGGCUGCUUCCGCCGGCCCAGUGCACUCGUCGACAUCAUGGUGGCCCUCUGCAUGCAGUACGGCAGCGGCGACCUGGGUCCCAACGAUGGCACCCUUCCCGGCUGGCGGCACUACCAGCGCCACCGGGCCCUGUUGGAGUUCGAGAUCGAGCGGCCGACGCUGUCGACGGUCCAGAGCCUCGUGUUGUGCGUCGUCUACCUCUGCUGCGGUAGCUUCCAGAACACGGCACACCACAUGCUCGCCCUGGCUGUGCGCGUCGCGCACACGCUCGGACUUCACCUUGAGCCGCCCGAGACCAUGCCGCGGCCGGAGAGGGAGCUGCGGAAGCGGGUUUGGUGGGGGCUUUACAUCGUCGAGAUAAAGACGUCCAUGAAACUCGGCCGGCCUUGGACCACGGACGCAGCACAGGUGCUGUGCAGCUUGCCCGCCGACGACCACGAGCUGGCCCUCCGCAGCGGCUCCAACACGGCGUCCAUCACCACCGACGGCUGCACGGUGACCUGGCUAACGUAUACGCGGCAGAACGCCAAGAUGGUGCGCGCAGCGCAGGUUGUCUAUGCUGGUUUCUACGACCGGUGUGCUGAAAUUCUCGGCACGGCCGCCGGCUCCUCGUCCUCGUUGUAUGACGAUCCCGUCGCCCUCGACACCGCCGCCGAAGUGCUAGAGCGCUACAUGGGUGAGCCCCAGGGGUUGAGGGCCUGGGUGAGCGAGGUGCCGGCCGCGAUGAAGACUCAGCGUGUCGGCGACGGCGUCCCCCUGUCGGCCGAUCUAAGCCGCCUGGACAUCGAGAUGUUCGCGCCCGCCUGGCUCCAGCGCCAGCGCUUGUUCCUCGAGCUGCUCUACCACACCCUCAUGAUCAACCUCCAUCGCCCCUUCAUAGUCUUCCCCGCCGCAUCCGUGCCAUCGCCGCCGCCGAAGCCCGGUCCGCUCGUGAUGGCCCACGCAAUGACGGCUGUCCGCCACGCCAUCGCCCUCACAACGCUGCUCCGCCAGGUCAUCGUCGAGACGGACCUGCUCGACGGGUGGCACGAGGCCUUCCAGCAGCAGUGGAACGCCUCCAUCACCAUGGUCGGCUCCGUCCUGGCCUUCCCCGCCGAUCCGGUCGCGUCCGACGCCCGCGCCGCGGUGGGCGCCGCGAUCGAGGUGUUCGAGGCCUUCGGCAGGCAGUUCUCCGUCGGCACCAGCGCCGCCAACGCCACCCGCGAGCUGCUCUCCAAGGCCGAUUUGCUGCGCGGCGCGAGCACCGGCCUUGGCCUGGCACCACAGCUGGAGGCGGUUGGGAAGGGGACCCACCACCAACGGGGGGGUCCUGAGGGCGACGAGGCGAACACGGCCGCCCCGCCCGGCCGGACGGGGCUUGCAGCGACGGCCGUGGCGCCGUCGACUGGGCCGGAGGUCGGUUAUCAGCCGGCGGCGUUCCUGCCGGAGAUGACGGACGAGGAGGCGGCUGCGGUGCGGGAUAUGCUGGCCGACACGAUGGACAUGGUGUACUCGGCGGACUCUUUCCAGCCCAUGGGCGUGCCGUUCCCCGGUGGGCUCAACAUGGCGAUGGAUGCUUGGCCGCCGGGAUUUUACUAGCCCGUUCUGCGGGAGCCUGCUGAAGUCACGGUAGUUAUUGGGUGCUGCUCAAUGGCGAGCGACUUCACCGUCCCUUAUCUCCCAUGAAGCGUCAUUCCGCGAUUUGCCUCACUUUUCAACCCUGGUCUCCGGCCUACCGUAAAGCCCCUUUGAUUCUGCUGAGGCGAGUGCACCCGUGGCCCUGCGGCGUUUUCAUCUGCAGAUUGCCGGCCCCGUGGCCGGUCUUGCUUCUCAGUGCCUUGGCUGCGAAAAUCGAGAACUCCGGUAUGCGACCUUGUUGUCAGAUCCGGGCCAAGGCUCGGCCCAGCCCGGCGCCCCGAGCCGGAACACCGAGAUGAGGAUCUAUCAGGCCCGGGG
Thermothielavioides terrestris NRRL 8126 is the source of this 3041-nucleotide messenger RNA. RefSeq lists its product as uncharacterized. The transcript is spliced from 3 exons. Gene Ontology annotation, cellular component: nucleus. Bases 216 to 2684 code for a protein of 822 amino acids. Gene Ontology annotation, biological process: DNA-templated transcription; positive regulation of transcription from RNA polymerase II promoter by galactose. Gene Ontology annotation, molecular function: DNA-binding transcription factor activity, RNA polymerase II-specific; RNA polymerase II cis-regulatory region sequence-specific DNA binding; zinc ion binding. Lineage: Eukaryota; Fungi; Ascomycota; Sordariomycetes; Sordariales; Chaetomiaceae. The record is from RefSeq and is a predicted model, not a curated record.